GCCCUCAGCCGAGCGGCACGUUCGAAAGGCGGCGGCGGCCAUGGUGGAGGGCCCGGGCUGCGCGCUCUGCGCCGAGCGCCUGCGGGCGCGCCUGCGCCGGGGGCAGCGCGUGCGGGCCGCGCGGGGCGGCGGCGCGACUGCUGCAAGUAAAGAGAGAAUCUCUGGUCAUGAUUUCCUUGUUGGACAUGUUUACAGGGGUGUGGAGACAUUGGGAAAGGAACUUUUUAUGUAUUUUGAUCAAAAAGCUUUGAGGAUUCACUUUGGUAUGAAUGGUUCCAUGCACAUUAAUCCUGAUGGAAGCAAAGACAGAAACAGAGCACAACCAAUUUUGGAGAUACAGCUUAUGGAAGAUACUGUUUGUUUUUGGGAUGUGACAGUAGAAUAUAGAAAUGCAGCUGAGUGUGAGCAGAAAGUGAGGAUGAUGGAAAGUUUGGAUGUCUGUUCUCCAAAGUUUAGCUUUUCAAGAGCAGAAAAUGAGAUUAAGCAGCAGAGCACCCGUAUGCUGUGUGAUGUGUUACUGGAUCAAACAGUAUUACCUGGAGUAGGAAAUAUCAUAAAGAAUGAAGCACUGUUUGAUAGUGGUCUUCAUCCAGCUCUUAAGGUUUGCCAGCUGAGAGAUGAGCAUAUACGUCACUUGGUGAAAAUGACACGUGAUUUUACCCUGCUUUUUUAUAAGUGCCGCAAAACGGGCUCUCCGCUAUACCGACACUACAAAGUGUACAAGCGCCCAGCAUGCAGGGAGUGCAGUGGCAGCAUCACCGUGUGUCGUUUGGGAGACCACAACAGGAUGACUUACUUCUGCUCUCGAUGUCAAAAAGCAGAUCCCCAGCUUGUCAAUCUUAGCAAACUGCCAGCUAGAAACAGCCUAAUUGGCUGGGCAUAUGGCAGGGGGUCAUGUUCUAAUGAACAUGUAGCUCGGAAAUCUGAAGAGGAGUGGACAUGUUUGUGCUGCACCCUAAUAAACAAGCCUUCUGCUGAAAUUUGUGAUGCCUGUUUGACUUCAAGACCUGAAGUUCCAAAGAUGGAGAGUUUCGAAGAUUCUGCAGCCUUUAACACAAACUUAAUGAAGUACCCUUGUAAUGAUUUCAGAAAACCAAGCACAGAAAUAAAGAUCAAUAGGAAGACUGCAUUUGGAACUACAACUCUUGUCUUAACAGAUCUUGGUAACAAAACUGUUCUUAGAAAUGAUAUCCAGGUAUCUGGUGGACACUCUCAGUGUGUUUUUCCAAAAAGCAAUUGUAAACAGAUCCAAAGCAAUGCCUGCCAGUCAGGAGGAAGAAAAGACAAGGACUGCUCAACACCUGUAACUGCCCUGCCUUUGUCCUCCUGUCAGCAGCCUGUCUCUUUCAAACACAUACAGAAGAAACAGAAAACUGAUCAUGUACCUUCGGUUCACCCAUAUAAUACAGCAAUCAGAGCCCUGUUCAGACACAUCCGUUGCCUAGUUAAGAGAAAUGUGAGAAUCUAUGAGGGUUGUCACAGAAAAGUUGGGCAGAUAGUAACAGCAGUAAUGGGAGUGCAAGGUAGAUGUCACUUACAAUGCGCACCUCAAAGUAAUGUGACAGAUGAUACUGGGAUGUUGAGCAUGGGGCAUCCUCGGUGCACUAAACACAGACGUCUCUGCAGCCUCAGAGUUGUGAGAAAGGAUGGAGAAAACAAGGGAAGGCAGUUUUACUGCUGCUCUCUCUCCAGGGAAACUCGGUGUGAAUACUUUCAAUGGGCUGACUUGGAUUUUCCAUUUUGUAACCAUGGCAAGCGAUGUGUUAUGAAGACUGUGUUGAAGAUUGGUCCCAAUAAUGGAAAGAACUUUUUUGUGUGCCCUCUUGUGAAGGAAAAACAGUGUGGCUUCUUCCAAUGGGCAGAAAAUGGGCCAGUACUCAUGAUGACAGUGACAGUAUCAUUUGAUGUGCAAAAAAUCCUUCAUCAUUUAUUAGAGACAAGGACACUGCAGUAUGGAAGAGACCACCUGCAACAGGGCCUGCCAGAUGACCGUAACUCUCUACUCUGGUACAAAUGCAAGUCCAGAAAUUUGUUUGGUCAACCAGAACUAUAAUUUUUCCAGAAGUUUUGGAAGACUUAAUAAAGAUGUGAGUAUGAGGCAGUCAAGAUGCAGGAAAAUAUAUAUUCAGAUUGCAGAAGAAAAUAAAACAAUUCCCACUUAUUCCCUGCAAUAAAAAUGAAUGAAUGUAGCUGUUUCAGUUAUAAAAUAUCCUGAAACAUAAAUUUAAGGUGCUUAGCCAUAUGAUUAAGACAGAUGGCAGUCACAAUCUCUCACCUAAAUCAGUGUGCACUUUUCAGGCUGUAAUGCUGCUUUACCAGAUAGCUCACCCCGAAGCAUCGUUUCCGAACACAUUUCUGUAACCCUGUUAAGUAAGGCUGAAGUAGACAUUCUUGGAUGUAGGAAAGAUAUACUGAUCAUUAAUUAAUUACUGAGAUUACAAAGAUCUCUGCUAAAUUGUUAUCCUGUGGACAGGCUGCUAACAUUGCCAGAAUAUCAUUACAAAUAUUGAAAGUUUUUACCUAUAAAUUCCACAUACGGGAUGGCAGACCUGAAACUGUGACUGUAUAAAGAAAAGGGUUGUGCUUAGGCUGGUAGUCUCCCAUGUUUGGUUUGAGAAUAAAAUAUACUCAUUCUGGGAGAAAAGACACCUAGUUUGUAAUUCUGAGGCACAAGAUAUGUAUGCUGUUAGUUGUUCACUAUUAAGUCAUAACAUUAUUGGAAACAGACACUUGUUAAAAUGAAAAUGUCAUAAGUGGGAAGUUAAAAGAACCACACUGAUAGCAAAUUCUUGUAGUCAGAAGUUUUACCAGAAAGUUGCCUUAAUGCCUUAUUAGUGAACCAUUCAGGAAUUUGGUCUGUUUUCUGAGCUCUGCAGGAAUUCAAGGAAUGCUUACCAGAUGCUUACCACAUACAGGUAAGAACGGGAAGAAAGGGUUAAAUCCACAAGAUGUGGUGAGGAGGAGGGAAUAGUUUUGCUCAAGGUGACCUUGCAGCUGGGAUUGCUAAAAAUGUUAGUGUGGGAAAAACUAUGUCCAUUUAUUAUGCCUAGUGUGGUUUAUCUUCUGCCUGUUUUAAGUGGAAUUCCUGUGAACGUAACACACUCUCACAGACAUGCACAAAGCCUUCUGUAGUGUUAAGACAAGCAGAGACCCUCCUGGUGCCCACUAGGGUGAGCUAAGCCCAAGGAGCCUGUGUCCCUGUGUGUCUCUCCUGCCCUGUGUUGUAAACAAUGUUCACAAUUAAAUAAAUCUACUCUGCA
Taeniopygia guttata (zebra finch) is the source of this 3260-nucleotide messenger RNA. Lineage: Eukaryota; Metazoa; Chordata; Aves; Passeriformes; Estrildidae. The record is from RefSeq and is a predicted model, not a curated record.